AUGGCGACUCUCCAACUCCCCCAGCGUGCGAAGUCAAACGGUGUGGCCACCCCCACGACCAAGGCCGUCAUUCUGGUCGGUGGUUCGUCUCGCGGCACCCGUUUCCGGCCGCUUUCUCUGGAUGUUCCCAAGCCCCUCUUCGAUGUCGCCGGCCACCCCAUCAUCUGGCACUGCGUGACGGCCAUUGCCAAGGUGCCGUCCAUCCAGGAGGUGUACCUCAUCGGCUACUACGACGAGUCGGUGUUCCGCGACUUCAUCAAGGACGCGUCGAACGAGUUCCCCAAGCUGUCCAUCAAGUACCUGCGCGAGUACCAGGCGCUGGGCACGGCCGGCGGCCUGUACCACUUCCGCGAUGCCAUCCUCAAGGGCCGCCCGGAGCGCCUGUUUGUGCUCAACUCGGACGUGUGCUGCUCGUUCCCGCUCGGCGAGAUGCUCAAGAUGUUCACGGAGAAGGACGCCGAGGCCGUGAUCCUGGGCACGCGCGUGUCCGAGGAGGCGGCCAGCAACUUUGGCUGCAUCGUGUCGGACAGCCACACGCGGCGGGUGCUGCACUACGUGGAGAAGCCCGAGAGCCACAUCUCGAACCUGAUCAACUGCGGCGUGUACCUGUUCAGCACGGAGGCCAUCUUCCCGUCGAUCCGCACUGCGAUUAAGCGCCGCACGGACCGGCCGUCGCGCCUCGUGUCGUACCCGUCGUCGGACAACCUGGCGAGCAGCUUCAUCGAGUACGACAACGACAACGACGAGCAGAACAACGAGGUGAUCCGCCUGGAGCAGGACAUUCUGUCGGACAUGGCGGACAGCAAAGAGUUCUUUGUGUACGAGACGCGCGAUUUCUGGCGGCAGAUCAAGACGGCCGGGUCGGCGGUGCCGGCCAACGCGCUGUACCUGCAGCAGGCGUGGCAGACGGCGUCCAAGGAGCUGGCGGCGCCCGGCCCCAACAUCAUCCAGCCCGUCUUCAUCCACCCGUCGGCGCACGUGGACCCGACGGCCAAGCUGGGCCCCAACGUGUCCAUCGGCCCGCGGGUGACGGUGGGCGCCGGCGCGCGCAUCAAGGAGUCGAUUGUGCUCGAGGACUCGGAGAUCAAGCACGACGCGUGCGUGCUGUAUUCCAUCAUUGGCUGGAACAGCCGCGUGGGUGCGUGGGCGCGCGUGGAGGGCUCGCCGACGCCGGUCACGAACCACAGCACGACGAUUGUGAAGAACGGCAUCAAGGUGCAGACGGUGACGAUCCUGGGCAAGGAGUGCGGCGUGGGCGACGAGGUGCGCGUGCAGAACUGCGUGUGCCUGCCGUUCAAGGAGCUGAAGCGGGAUGUGGCCAACGAGGUGAUUAUGUAG
Messenger RNA from Sporothrix brasiliensis 5110, 1338 nucleotides. RefSeq names its product mannose-1-phosphate guanylyltransferase. The coding region runs from base 1 to 1338 and encodes 445 amino acids. Gene Ontology annotation, molecular function: transferase activity. Gene Ontology annotation, cellular component: cytoplasm. Gene Ontology annotation, biological process: biosynthetic process. NCBI's taxonomy places the organism in Eukaryota, Fungi, Ascomycota, Sordariomycetes, Ophiostomatales, Ophiostomataceae. The record is from RefSeq and is a predicted model, not a curated record. The transcript is spliced from 3 exons.